Rotaria socialis is the source of this 1887-nucleotide messenger RNA. The record is from the annotation of a GenBank genome assembly. NCBI's taxonomy places the organism in Eukaryota, Metazoa, Rotifera, Eurotatoria, Philodinida, Philodinidae.
AUGGCUAGUCAACGACUUACAACUGGUGCUCUUUUACGUUACAUACGUGGUAAUACUACAGAAAAAGCAAAUUUACAAGUUGUAGGUAUUAAACCAAUCGAAAGUAAAACAGAUGAUCCAUCCGGUUCAGCUAAGCGUUAUCGUCUUAUGUUAUCUGAUGGCAAAAGUACUUUUUCGUCAUGUAUGCUUGGUACUCAAAUGAAUAAAUUAAUUGAAACAAAUACAUUGAAAGAAAAUUCUAUCAUACGUAUUGAUCGUGUUAUGGUAAAUUCAAUUGAUAAGCAAAAUGGCCGAGUUAUGCUUAUGCUUUAUGAAAUUGAAGUAGUUGAAAGUGAUUUCGAACGAAUUGGAGACCCGAUUGCAUUGCCAUUGACUGAUAUUAUUAAUAGUGAGCCUAAUACCAAUCGUUUAGAAGCAACAACCAACAAUCCACCUGCUGCACCUGCAGCAGCUCCAGUUACGAAUGUCAUCCGACAAGGUGCUAAAGCAUUACCGACAUUAGAUGAUCGAAAAAAACCUAACGGUGGUAAUCGUGCUGCUGCUGCAAAAGGAACCAAUGUUAUUGAUAAAGAACGAGUAAUUAAUAUUGAUACACUGAAUCCAUACAUGAAUAAGUGGACAAUCAAAGCCCGUAUAAGUAAUAAAUGUCCAAUUCGCACGUAUGAAAAUGCACGUGGUCCAGGAAAAUUAUUCAGUUGUGAUCUUGUUGAUAAAUCCGGUGAAAUUCGUGCUACAGGAUUUAAUGCAGAAUGUGAUAGAUUAUAUUCUAUGCUUGAGAUCGGUGAAGUUUAUUAUAUAACUAAAGCAUCGUUGAAAGCUGCUAAUCGUCAAUAUAAUACAACAAAUAGUGACUAUGAAAUGACAUUUAAUCAUGAUACAAUUGUUGAAGCAUGUGAUGUUGGUGAAGGAGAAAAUAUUCCUCAAGUUCAAUAUAAUUUUAUUUCGAUAAGCGAAAUUGCUAAUAGAGCAGCGAAUAGCGUUUGUGAUGUUAUCGGUGUUGUUAAAAGCACAUCGGAUAUGCAAACUAUUGUUAGUAAAGCAUCACAAAAAGAAUUUAGUAAACGUGAUAUACUGUUGGUAGACGAGAAAGCGUCAAUAUCAGCUACAUUAUGGGGCCAACAAGCUGAAGAGUUUGAUGGGUCAUCUCAUCCGGUUAUUGCUUUUAAGGCAAUUAAAAUUGGUGAUUUUAAUGGUCGUACUCUAUCGGUUAGUAAUAGUACAUUGAUGCGUCAAGAUCCAACUGAAACCGAACGAACAGUUGAACUUCGUGUUUGGUUUGAUAAUGAAGGAAAAUUAAUGGAUCUACCUGAUUUAUCGAAGGCAGGUGAAGCUGGAAAUCGGCCAACUGUAAUGAAAACACUCUCGCAAGUUAUUACUGAAGGUAUUGGUCUUGGUGAUAAACCGGACUAUGUUAGUGUUAAAGCAGUCAUUACUAUUAUUAAAAAAGACACUGCUGUUUAUAUGAUGUGUCCAGAGGGAAAAUGCAGUAAAAAGGUCGUCGAUGAAAAUAAUGGAACAUAUCGAUGUGAAAAAUGCAAUAAGACAUAUAACAGCUUUAAAUGGGCUUAUAUGAUUUCGGCUGAAAUUUCUGAUACUGCUAGUGCUCAAUGGAUCACAAUUUUUCGAAAUGAAGCUGAAACUUUGCUUGGUGUUUCUGCUGAAGAAUUUGGAAAUCAUAAGCUUAAUCAAAGCGAAAGUAUUGUAGACGAGAUUAUUAGUAAAGCAAUGAAUCGUGAAUUAAUAUUUAAACUUCGCGCUAAAGCUGAACAAUAUAAUGAUGAACGAAAAAUUCGAUUUACAUGUGUGAGCAUUACUGAAAUGGAUUGGCCUUCACAUGGAAGACGUUUACUUAACGAAAUCAAUCAAAUGGAACCUGUACAGAAUUAA